GCUAGGGUUUAGAGGUUUUCUGGGCGCGGAGCGGGAGGCGGCGGCGGCUAUGGCUGCGGCGGAGGAGGAGAUCGCGGUGAAGGAGCCGCUGGAUCUGAUACGCCUCAGCCUCGACGAGCGCAUCUACGUCAAGCUCCGAUCCGACCGCGAGCUGCGCGGCAAGCUCCAUGCGUAUGAUCAACAUUUAAACAUGAUACUUGGAGAUGUUGAAGAGGUCGUGACAACUGUUGAGAUAGAUGAUGAAACAUAUGAAGAAAUUGUGCGCGUAAGUUCAUUUGCUUUUCUACCCUUAGUAUUUAUAAUGUUCAGUAAGUCAAUUUGUCAAAAACUAUUGGAUGCCAAGUUAUCAUUUUCUUUGUUCUUCAGACUUUGAUGGGUUAUGUUUGAUGUUCACAGUGAGACUGGUACCCAUUAAAGACAUUAGAGCAUAAAACUAUCUGGGCCUUUUAGAGUGCUUAGACUUUACGGUUUUUACUCUGAUAUAAGACAGUGAACGGCACUCAUUAAAGACAUUAGAGCAUAAAACUAUCUGGGCCUUUUAGAGUGCUUAGACUAGACUUUAUGGUUCUGACUCUAUAUAAGACAGUGAUUCCAUACUCUGAAAUGUGACUUAUUAGUUAUUACUGAUAGGUCUAAAACUUCUCAGGAUCUAAUCCCUAAGUCACUAACCACUACAUCUAGCAGAAAGUUAAUCAAACUCAUACCUUCAGUAGAUUGCGAAGAUGAAGAUAUUGUGCUUGUGAGACAGAACAUGAGCGUGUGAGCGGCGACCUUCCCUCACCUUCGCGCGCUAUUAGAUCGGUUAGGGUUUUUCUGUGUAUGUGGUGGCGAGGCGGUCUGGAGAACGUUGGUUCCUGAGUCGGCUCCAUGCCCCUUUUUUAUUUUUGUGCGUGGUGAAGGGGGAUGCAACCAUUACGGUUGUUGCACCCUCGAUCAGGGCACUUAGGACUCGGUUAGAAUAUGAUAAGCUCAAACGAGCCCGAAAUCAACCCAACAUUUACUCUUUAUCUUCGAAUUGUGUAUUGUGGUAUACACUAACUAUUUGCAGGAUAAUCUUUGCAGACCACGAAACGCACUAUCCCCUUUCUUUUUGUCCGAGGUGAUGGUGUCAUAUUGGUUUCUCCACCCCUUCGUACGGCAUGAAGUUUGAAGUCAGAUCAUGCUGGUUGUUAAUUAUGAUAACUGGUGUAUUUGGCCACUUGAUGGCGUUGCAUGGAGUGUAUGUUAUGGGCCUAGCCGCUACUUUUUCUGAUGGGAUGUAGGUUUAACAUGUGAUACAAUCGUGUAAACAACUGCUUGUGCUUGGAUUAUCUGUCGAAUCUCAGGGGUGCUUCUCAGUCUC
Zea mays is the source of this 1342-nucleotide messenger RNA. RefSeq lists its product as uncharacterized. Gene Ontology annotation, molecular function: RNA binding. Lineage: Eukaryota; Viridiplantae; Streptophyta; Magnoliopsida; Poales; Poaceae. Gene Ontology annotation, biological process: mRNA splicing, via spliceosome. The record is from RefSeq and is marked validated.